Molecule: messenger RNA, 816 nt
Organism: Ostertagia ostertagi
Lineage: Eukaryota; Metazoa; Nematoda; Chromadorea; Rhabditida; Trichostrongylidae
Source: the annotation of a GenBank genome assembly
GCCAAUAUAACCAACCCUGAAUGUUGGCCACUUAGAGCGAUCCUAGCUGUAGCUACAAUAAUAUACUUCUUGGUGACAGGGUGCUAUGUAUUCCUCUACGUACCAAUAAUCUUCGGUAAACCCUUUAGGGUUCUAGCUGCAAUAUUAUGGUCAAUAAUUAGAUUCCUUUAUAGUAGAAUCAAAAAGUUCAAGGGAAGGACCUCGAGAAGGGGCUUUCGCAAUCGCAAUCUUGCCGAAAUCAUAGCAAUACUAGUAGUUUUGAUCGCUCCAUCUAAGGGAUGCCAGGCCUUCACUACUAUAGUGGGAUUGACACCGAAUUUGCCAACGCAGUGGAGAUCUUUUCGCAUGACACUCACAUCGCUCGCAUUUCCUCCGACCCCUUUGCUCAAUACAUACUUCAUUUCCGAUUCAAGGCGUACCGCAUUGUGGAAGAGAGAAAACCACAUUGCAUUGCGAUGCCCCGACCGCGCCAGCGCUCAACUACUCAAUUGUACACUUUUUGAUGAUUGUAGGUGUACUUCAGCGGAAACCCAUGUGAAUUGCAGGUGCACAGACUUUUCAAUAUCUGACUGGUUCAAUAGCACCCGAAAUCAGCUCCCCGUUGUCUUUCCAGCAAUAACCUUUUCGCCUCACAGAGCUUCAAGAGUUCAGGCAAGAGUUUUUUCUAUGGUUACAGCAGAGGUUGUGAUUACCUUCCAAGAUGCCUAUAAACCAGCGCUUCUCAUUGAUGAAGCAACCUAUCCUUGUAUGGGCUUUGACCUUGACCCCCAGGAUUAUCUUCUAUUCCGCGAGAAAAAUACUCCACGUCUGAACCAA